AUCAUGAAAACUAAAAAUAACUUUUGGUCUUAAUUUAACGUUAGGGUUAGUCAUAAGGUUAGCAGUGUGGUUACGGUUAAGUUUAAAAAAUAAUCGAAAUUGUAGAAAUAGGCGGGGUUUAUUACUUUAUGUAUGUAUGAAUUAACUAGUGACGACCGCCAGGAGCGGGACAAAAAACAUGGGGAGAAUGUCAAAUAUAUUUGAGUAAAAACUCUCCGUUUCUACUCAAGAAAAGGAUGAUUCGGUAUGUCCCGGGUGGAAUAGGGAUUGCAAAGGGCACUGCGUGUGUAGCGCGUAGCUAAAUGGAGUCGGAGCAGCUCUUCAACGGGAGCGGCUACUACAGGAACGGCUACAACAGUAUCACCAGCGCCAGCAGCGACGAGGAGCUGCUGGAUGGCACAGGGGUUGUCAUGGACUUCCACACCUCCGAGGAUGACAACCUUCUGGAUGGAGACACCACCUCACCAGGAUCUAACUACGUCAUGUCUAACGGGGGAGGGGUGCUGAGCAGCACCACCCACCUGCUGGACUUCCUGGAGGAGCCCAUUCCGGGGGUUGGCACCUACGACGACUUCCACACCAUCGACUGGGUCCGGGAGAAGUGCAAGGACCGGGAACGCCACCGCAAGAUCAACGCUAAGAAGAAGGAGUCUGCGUGGGAGUUCACCAAGAGCCUGUAUGAUGCCUGGUCUGGAUGGCUGGUAGUGACGCUGACAGGACUGGCCUCAGGUGCCCUGGCGGGUCUGAUCGACAUCUCUGCUGAUUGGUUGAACGACAUCAAGGAGGGGGUGUGUCUGGAUGCCAUGUGGUUUAAUCACGAGCAGUGCUGCUGGGGCUCCAACGAGACCACUUUCGCCGAGAGGGACAAGUGUCCUCAGUGGAAGAGCUGGGCGGGGCUCAUCCUGGGCCAGGAAGAGGGUCCUGGUUCCUACAUCAUGAACUACUUCAUGUACAUCUACUGGGCUUUGUCCUUUGCCUUGCUGGCUGUGUUACUGGUUAAGGUGUUCGCCCCCUACGCCUGUGGCUCAGGCAUACCUGAGAUAAAGACCAUCCUGAGUGGGUUCAUCAUCCGGGGUUACCUGGGGAAGUGGACCCUGCUGAUCAAGACGGUGACCCUGGUGCUGGCUGUAGCGUCUGGGCUGAGCCUGGGGAAAGAGGGACCCCUGGUCCAUGUGGCCUGCUGCUGUGGAAACAUUUUCUCAUACCUCUUCCCCAAGUACAGCAAGAACGAGGCCAAGAAGAGAGAGGUCCUAUCUGCAGCAUCAGCGGCUGGGGUGUCUGUGGCUUUUGGUGCUCCCAUAGGAGGAGUACUCUUCAGCUUGGAGGAGGUGAGCUACUACUUCCCUCUGAAGACUCUGUGGCGCUCUUUCUUCGCUGCGCUAGUGGCAGCCUUCGUCCUCCGCUCCAUCAAUCCGUUUGGAAACAGCCGUCUGGUCCUGUUCUAUGUGGAGUACCACACCCCCUGGUACCUGUUUGAGCUUAUCCCCUUCAUCCUGCUGGGGGUGUUUGGAGGCCUCUGGGGGGCCUUCUUCAUCAAGGCCAACAUCGCCUGGUGCCGAAGGAGGAAGUCCACCCGCUUCGGGAAAUACCCCGUCCUGGAGGUCAUCUUCGUGGCAGCCAUUACCGCCGUGGUGGCGUUCCCCAACCCCUACACGCGACAGAACACCAGCGAGCUGAUUAAGGAGUUGUUCACUGACUGUGGGCCGCUGGAGUCGUCCCAGCUGUGCCAGUACAGGAGUCAGAUGAAUGGGAGUAAGGCGUUUGUGGAUGUGUCUCCUAACAAGCCAGCGGGGCCCGGGGUGUACACAGCCAUGUGGCAGCUGUGCCUGGCGCUCGUCUUCAAGAUCAUCAUGACAAUAUUCACCUUCGGACUCAAGGUUCCGGCAGGCCUAUUCAUCCCCAGUAUGGCCAUCGGGGCGAUCGCCGGGCGAAUUGUUGGCAUCGCCGUGGAGCAGCUGGCGUACUACCACCACGACUGGUUAGUGUUCAGGGAGUGGUGCGAGGUAGGCACCGACUGCAUCACCCCGGGACUCUAUGCCAUGGUGGGGGCCGCUGCAUGUCUGGGUGGUGUGACGAGGAUGACAGUGUCUCUCGUGGUUAUUGUGUUUGAGCUGACUGGCGGUCUGGAAUACAUUGUGCCCCUCAUGGCGGCCGUCAUGACCAGCAAGUGGGUGGGCGACGCCUUUGGGCGUGAGGGCAUCUACGAGUCACACAUCCGCCUCAACGGGUAUCCUUUCCUGGACGCCAAGUCAGAGUUCACACAUACCACACUGGCGCGGGAGGUGAUGCGACCGCAGCGUAGUGAUCCGCCGUUAGCGGUGCUGACACAGGACGACCUGACGGUGGAGGGACUUCAGGUGAUCAUCAACGAGACCGGCUACAAUGGCUUCCCUGUCAUCGUCUCCAAGGAGUCUCAGAGACUGGUGGGCUUCGCCCUGCGCAGGGACAUCUCCAUCGCUAUAGAAAACGCACGGCGAAAGCAGGAGGGUAUCCUGCUGACCUCGCGGGUCUACUUCACGCAGCACGCCCCCACCCUGCCCGCCGACAGCCCGCGGCCCCUCAAGCUGCGCUCCAUCUUGGACAUGAGCCCCUUCACCGUCACUGACCACACGCCCAUGGAGAUAGUGGUGGACAUCUUCCGCAAGCUGGGACUUCGCCAGUGUCUGGUGACACACAACGGGAUUGUAUUGGGCAUCAUCACUAAGAAGAAUAUAUUAGCGCAUCUGGAGGAGCUCAAGGAACACACGGAGCCCCUGGCGUCUCCUUGGUAUUAUCACAAAAAAAGAUAUCCUUCGUCAUAUGGCCCAGUUGACCAACCAAGACCCCGACAACAUAAUGUUCAACUAGUCACCUCCUUCCCAGGUCGUCACGAUGAUGAGGAGGAGAGCGAGGAGGAGGUGGUGCACCUACUGGAGGGUCGAGGCUCCUCUCUAUGACAAACAGCCCCCCCCCAUGGAACCCUGUCCCUAACCAUAGUGACUGAGAGCCUUAGUGACUAGGGACCCUCCCACAGAGCCCUAGUGGCCACAGGAAGGAUGAGACGGACAGAUUAAAGGGACAUUAAAUGGCUGUUUUUGAAGGAUGUUCCGGCCACAAAGUCACAGCUACUACGGACUGGGACAUAUAUACCCAAGGAACACACAUUUAACACACACACAUACAGGAGCUCACACUCACUCAUACAAACACAGAUGCCAGACAAGAGCACACACUUGACCUCCUACACGCACGCACACACACACACACACACACACACACACACACACACACACACACCCACCCUUCAUGCUCCUCCACCCAUGUCCUAUUCCUAUUGGUUUAUACUAGCAGACAUUGCUGUGAGCCUAAUGCCUGGCUGCCAGGGUGAGAUGUCAGAAUGAUCCUCUAGGACACAAGGAGGGACCUUCAGACACACCGAUUUGCUGUCUGCCAGAUACCCUGCCAGGCUCCGACCCCACUGUGUCCCUCCCUCACACCCCGUCCAUCCUCAAAAUAAUUGUUUACCUGGGAACUGUGUGUGAGAGCAAUCAAGAGUGCUUGUGUGUGUGUGUCACGAGCACCUCAACAUUCCAUUCAGGUUGUUAUAGUAACCCCCUAAAGACAACCCUUGAUAUUAGACUGGGCCUCGAUCCAAGGGAGAUUUGCUUUCAUGUGAGAGAAGGAGAGAGAGCUAGAGGGUUGUCAAGGAUACAAGCAGGAUGUACUGUAGUAGUUAGUUCAUGUCUGAGUGUAUGGAUGUGUGUUGUAGUUCAGUAUGUGAAAACAGAUGCAGUGUUGUACAGAAGAGUCUGAUACUCAUCAGUUACUCCCUGUUGAACUAAAGAACUGUGUGAGCAUGUCCCAUUAGGAUGGAGACCUAGCAACACUCCGACAGUGAAGGUGGGGAGAGUUUGUAGAAGAAAAUAUUAAAAGGUUGAGUUACUCUAACUGGAGAAGUUUUUUUUUACUAUUGCUACUACUUUUAGUAUUGAUAUCUACAUAAUCAAGUAACGAGACAAAGUCAAGACUGGAGAAGUGCACUUUUUCUUUCCAAGUGAACAACAUAAAUGAUGAUGUCGAUGGUAAUACUGCA
Messenger RNA from Oncorhynchus keta (chum salmon), 4072 nucleotides. RefSeq names its product H(+)/Cl(-) exchange transporter 3-like. The transcript has 15 exons. The record is from RefSeq and is a predicted model, not a curated record. Gene Ontology annotation, molecular function: voltage-gated chloride channel activity. Gene Ontology annotation, biological process: transmembrane transport; chloride transport. Gene Ontology annotation, cellular component: synaptic vesicle; membrane; early endosome. The coding region runs from base 303 to 2936 and encodes 877 amino acids. NCBI's taxonomy places the organism in Eukaryota, Metazoa, Chordata, Actinopteri, Salmoniformes, Salmonidae.